Messenger RNA from Klebsormidium nitens, 582 nucleotides. The record is from the annotation of a GenBank genome assembly. NCBI's taxonomy places the organism in Eukaryota, Viridiplantae, Streptophyta, Klebsormidiophyceae, Klebsormidiales, Klebsormidiaceae.
AUGGUUUGGACGGAACGGAAUCCGAACGGCAGCAGAGUGGCUGGGAAAGCGGAAAUUGGCGCCCGGUGGGGGCAGUCGGGCAGGUCACUGGUGGAAGCAAGGGUUCGGACAGCUCUCGAGCAGAGAUUGGCACCUGGUAAGAGCAGCCGGGCACGCCCAGAGUGGAGUCGGGGUCGGCAAGGGGCGUCGGGCAGCCCCAAAACGGAUCGGAGGCAUCGAGGAGGGGACUUCGAAGAACUUUCCCCGGGUGCGGCGCAUGAUCAGGGGUAUAUCAGACUCGACGAGAUUGCUGAUGCGCCUGUUAUCCGGAACGAGUGGCGCUGGCCCGAUGCCCUCGAGGGAGAUCCCCCCGUCUGGCGCGCCACGUCAGAGGGACCCCGCUCGACCGCCAGUUCCGCUUUGUCUUUUACACGUGGCGCGCCGGACACACGGCGCCAGCCAGCAUGCGGACAGAGGGGCGCUGACGUCAGCCCGUGUGGACAGGGCGGUGCUGGCGUCAGCCCGGACCAGGCCCCGCUAUUGCUGCUUCAGCAGACAAGGCAGCAGUUGAGCACGGAAGAAGUUGCACGGAUCAAGGGAUGA